AUGUCUGCACCUCUCGUUCCACCAGCUCUACAAAUCCACCGUAAAAAGGCGCCUGAACCUUCAGCUGCGCUACUCGCGCUACAAGAAAGAGGCCUUGAGCUCCCGACAACAAGAAGGAUAUCGAUAUCACCACAAUCCAAUGGUGCGCAGGAUAAUGACCUAUGUAUAUCGCCUCUGUCGAUCUCAUCGACGCCUUCUCAACUUCAAAAGUCGCCCUCACCAGCUCCUCGGAGAUACCGAAGUCGUAGAAGACCGUCGAGUGCAGGAAGUGCAGAGACAACAGUGACGAAUAUAUUGAGGCUGUACACGGGUGAAGGCAGUACAUCCAAGCAGAGUUUGCGGUCCGAGUAUGAGGAGAUGUCACCAUACUCGGACGACUCAGACGAAGAGCGACCAGACAUACCACGAGUGCAUCAACCCAAAGCCUAUAGAGACACUAUCGCACCCCUCCUGGAACAUCAAUUUAGCGGAGACGGACCGACCGUACCGCCUGUACCUUCACCCAUGUCCAUCGCCUCGAUGCCAAUGUUAUUGCAUCCACAUGCCAGCGCUUCGGUGCCUUCGUUACAUUUGACACCAGAGGCUUCGCCGAACUUACAGCCAAGUAUUGGCCACGAGUCGAAUGCAUCCCACAGCUCGAUUCAAAUUACCCCAGACAUGUCACCACCUCUACAACCAAUAGUACCGAGCUUCCAAGAGUACUCACAGAGUCUAGUGGAACGCAAGAUAGCGCUCGAAGUGCCAGACGUUCGAGAUGCGGACUCCUGGUACGAUCAGCCACUUUCUCCUGUCUCGCCCGAAGAGGUGGAAGGUCGGUUUCGUGAUUCUCAGAUGUCAGCUGUAUCGCCCGAGGGGAACGUCGACUACCAUCGAGCUAUAACAUUCGAGAGUCUUGGCCCUCCAAAGCCGAAGCAGUCCCCUAAUGUACAUCCGGUUAGUGUUGUGAGCGACUACUUUGACUUCGGUAUUUCCUCGGCAACAGCAUCGGCAAACACAGAACAUAGCAUGAUACCACCGGCACUAGAUCUGACCAAGGGUAGACCUUUGAGUAAGGUGCCGGAAGGCUCAGCACCUGUCCAUCAAGCCGAGCUACAUAUAUCAGAAUCAGCAGUAGAUGGUGGACUGAAGUCUCAGCAUGCAAGUCUGGAUCUGGUCGCACACGAUCCGAUAGAAGGACCUAUGCGAACGUACCUUACUCCUCCACCACCAAGAAGACUAUCGGGCGGUUCUAACGCGUCAAGUAGGCCACCAGUUGACAUUGAAGAGAUCUAUCGACCUAAUUCUGCAUUUUCAGACUCUUCUGAAUCGUCUCCCAUCCACGACACGUUCGGCGGACACUUGAAGCAGGCUUUCCGAGGAAAGUUCGGCAAGAAGAAGGACAAGGAGAAGGACAAGACAAGGGCUAGACCAGAGAUCAAGACUCGACAUACCACUAACGCGACUGGCAGCAAAACGAGAAGUAGUUUUGAGGAUGACCCGGAAAGCUACAAGACAUCCUACUGGAAAUCGCGAGCAUCUGGACCUUCGCAGUAUACCACUCUGCCUGUUGAUCCGAUCCAGGCAUCUGAGACUGAUGUUGCGCAAAACGAGCCGUUGGAACAAGCUCAGAAUGGCUCCGUACAAUCCGGACCCGGUCCAUUCGUCAGCGGUAGUCCACAACCGCCUGACAUGAGGAAUCAACACCUCGCCACAUCUUCGCCUCCCUUGCAGAGACGGCAGCCGUCUCCUGCGAUCCCCUUGACGGAGUACCAGAAAUACGGGUCGGAGAUUUGGUCGGAAAGUGCCAAGAAAAAGCGUGAGAAAGAGCAACAAGCAGCACGAAAAGCAGCUGAGAAGGCAGAAAAAGAAUCCGCUAAAGCUGCAGCCAAGGCACAGAAGGUGGCGGCAAAGGCGGAGGCAGCACAUACCUCGAAGACUUCGCAGCAUCGAUUGUCCCUGAAUAUGUUUCUGCACGGUGUCACGAACCUUGGAACGGCACCAGCUCCGACUCCGGCUCAGCCUUCGGUAGCAGCCGCGGAUAGAUUCCAAACGAACUUCUAUGCACGACCUUCGUCCAAAGCAGGACCUGGUCACGCGCAUAACACUUCAGAUUCCACGCAAGAUUCACAGCAGAGUAUGGAUAUGAGACCGAGCUCAAGACCUGGGUCAUCUGCCAGCUUCGCGAGCAGUAAUGCGCGGAGGUCAGGUGGAGGCAUGUCUAGCUACAAUAAUGACUUGUUCGAAGCAAGUGGCGGAGCCAAGAAACGCAGUGGGUUCGCCAGUCGGUUGAUGAUGAGCAGUGAAGAGAAAAGAAAGCAGAAGGUGAAGGAGAGCAUCGUCGUAGUGGGUGGUGGCAAAAUGGGAAAAGAAGGAGGAAAGGGGCUGGUAAAGAUAUAG
This is a messenger RNA of Lithohypha guttulata, 2376 nucleotides long. RefSeq lists its product as uncharacterized. The record is from RefSeq and is a predicted model, not a curated record. The transcript has a single exon. Lineage: Eukaryota; Fungi; Ascomycota; Eurotiomycetes; Chaetothyriales; Trichomeriaceae. The coding region runs from base 1 to 2376 and encodes 791 amino acids.